AUGCUUACAUCUACACCAGGGAAUGUAAUCGUGUGCCUUUUAUUCGCUUUGAGCGUCUAUCUCUCGAAGACUGCAUCCGCACAGAUCUCAUAUAACGUGCUGGAGGAGGUGAAACCGGGAACCACGGUCGGUAAUCUAGCUAAAGACAUCAACCUUUCAGUAAAAGAGCUGCAAUCCAGGGGCUUUCGCAUCGUGUCAGGCUCUAAAAAGCAGUAUUUUAGUGUGAAUGUAGAUACUGGGGCUUUGCAGGUGAGUGAGAGGAUUGAUCGAGAGGAGCUUUGCGCAGGCGCAGUUGCGUGCUCUGUUAAUCUGGAAGCGGUGGUGAACAGUCCUCUGCAGCUCUAUCGGGUAAGAAUAAACAUUCUAGAUAUUAACGACAACUCUCCAGUGUUUCCUACGAGCUCUGUAGUGAUUAACGUGAGUGAAAGCACCGCGCCCGGUGUGCGCUUUCCACUGGAGAGUGCGCACGAUGCUGACAUCGGAGUGAAUUCAGUUAAAACCUACAAGCUAGCCACUAAUGAUUACUUCAGUUUAGAUAUGCAAACUCAUACUGAUAAGACUAUAUCGGCAGAGUUAGUGCUUCAGAAGGCGUUAGACCGAGAAAAGACUCCUCGGCUUGAGUUUACAGUGACUGCAUUUGAUGGUGGAUCGCCUGCUAGGACAGGAACCGUAAUGAUCGAAGUGAAUGUGUUGGAUAUUAAUGACCAUGCUCCGGUGUUCAGUAAAACACUGUAUAAGGUGUCCGUAGCUGAGCAUGCACUAGUUGGCACCGCAGUAGCCAGACUACAAGCUCGAGAUCUGGAUGAGGGACUGAACGCGGAGAUUGUGUACUCUUUUGUCGAUCGAACGGCUCAGAACAUUAGGGAGAAGUUUGAAAUUGAUGCACAGAGUGGAGAUGUGAAAAUCAAGGGUGAUAUUGAUUAUGAGGAGAGUACGGCGUUUGAGAUCAGAGUUCAGGCGACUGAUAAAGGUCAGGUGACUAUGUCUGGUCAUACUAAGCUUUUAAUUGAAGUCCUUGAUGUUAACGAUAACCCCCCGGAUGUUACUGUAACGUCCCUUCUGAGCCCGGUGGAGGAAAACGCUGGGAGGGGAACAGUGAUCGCGUUAAUGACUGUAUCAGAUCCAGACUCGGGUAAAAACGGAGCUGUGCAUGUUCGCCUUUCUGGAUUCAAUCCAUUUAAACUACAGUCGUCCUUCCAGAAUUAUUAUUCAUUAGUUUUAGAUGGCGUGUUAGAUCGGGAAAAUGUUACUGAGUACAACGUUACGGUAAUCGCCGAAGAUGAAGGGUCACCUUCAAUGUCUAGAGUUAAAGUAAUACGAGUGGAGGUCUCUGAUGUGAAUGACAACGCGCCUCGCUUUGCAAGUAGUGUUGAGUAUGCGUAUCUGCGAGAAAAUAGCAACGUGGGGACUGUUAUAAUGACACUGACAGCAUCUGAUGCUGAUAUCAGAGACAAUGCGCAUUUAACAUACUCUUUACUUCAGAGCUCAGUUGGUGGUACACCUAUUUCAGCUCUUCUGAAAGUGAACUCGCUGACUGGAGAGAUCGAGAGCAUGCUGACGUUUGAUUACGAGGAGAUUAAGACGUUUGAGUUUAAAGUUCAGGCCACAGACUCUGGUGUUCCUCCGCUCAGCAGUAACGUGACUGUAAAUGUGUUUGUCCUGGAUGAGAAUGACAACAGUCCCGCGAUUCUCGCGCCCUAUUCCGAGCUCGGCUCCGUUAACACCGAGAACAUUCCCUAUUCUGCUGAGGCGGGCUACUUUGUGGCCAAGAUCAGGGCUGUAGAUGCAGAUUCCGGUUACAAUGCUCUGUUGUCCUACCACAUCUCUGAGCCCAAAGGAAACAAUCUGUUCCGAAUCGGAACCAGCAGCGGGGAGAUCAGGACUAAGAGGAGAAUGAGUGACAAUGACCUGAAAACUCACCCGCUGGUCAUUUUGGUUUGUGAUAACGGAGAGCCCUCACUGUCAGCGACUGUGUCUAUUGAUGCUGUGGUUGUUGAAAGCGGAGGUGACGUCAAGACUCCAUUCAGACAUGCGCCGGUAAAGGAGGAGAGUUUCUCGGAUUUAAAUCUGUAUUUGCUGAUCGCCAUUGUGAGUGUGUCCGUCAUCUUUUUACUGAGCCUCAUCAGUUUGAUAGCUGUGAAAUGCCACAGGACAGACAGCAGUUUGGGCAGGUACAGCGCCCCGAUGAUCACCACACACCCUGACGGGAGCUGGUCUUACUCCAAAUCUACUCAGCAGUAUGACGUGUGUUUUAGCUCAGACACACUGAAGAGUGACGUAGUGGUUUUCCCCGCGCCAUUUCCGCCUGCAGAUGCAGAACUGAUCAGUAUUAAUGGAGGAGACACUUUCACCAGAACACAAACACUCCCUAAUAAAGAGAAGCCUAAAGUUCCCAGUUCAGACUGGAGAUAUUCGGCGUCCCUCAGAGCAGGAAUGCAAAGUUCUGUCCGUAUGGAGGAGUCCUCUGUGAUGCAGGGAGCUCAAGGAGUCCUGGUUCAGAACUGGCCCACCGUUUCCAGCGCUCCCGAUAAUGAGGGUGGAGAGGUGUCUCCACCUGUAGGCGCUGGAGUGGACAGCAACAGCUGGCAUUUCCGAUAUGGGCCGGGUCCCGGAGGCCCUCCGCACCUGAAACCCGGUGAAGUUCCUCCCGAAGCCUUCAUCAUCCCUGGAUCUCCGGCCAUUAUUUCCAUCAGACAAGGACAGGACGGUGACGACAAGAGCGACUUUAUUACCUUUGGGAAAAAGGAGGAGGCCAAGAAGUUAAAGAAGAAAAAGAAGAAGGAGAAGAAGGAUAAGCGGGAGAAAGGGAAGGAUGAUGAUGAUUAGAGAGACAGAGGAAGGAUGUCUUUUAAAAGACAGAAGUCUCAACGAAAGUCUGUAGAACAAAAAGUGUGCGUUUAUUAAGUCUGAGAUGCAUAUUUGGGAGCUCGUCCAAAUGUUUUCUUUUUACAAAAACGUUCCUGUUUGAUUACACAAAUACAUGGCAUCCCUUUCCAUUUCUUAAUGAUGAAACUGAUUAAUCUUGCCUGUUAGAUUACUGAUUAGUGUUCUCUACAAUUCAGACUGGAGUUGGUACGUCUGUCUUUUUCAUCCGAUUGGCUUUUGUUUUCCUUUUGAUAGGAAGACAAAAUCUGAUGUAUAAUGUUUGUUAGCUGUGUGCCGCUUCAAGUGUGUUAAAAUGCAGGAGGGAAAAAAAAAACUGCACAUGCUGGUGUAAAUAUGCAGGUCGAGGUGUGUGAAGACGCUAAGUUAACGCUUUUUGCUCAUUCACUUCUCCUGGUGCAGGAUGGGAGAAACAUCCUGUAAAACGAGAGACGCUGAUACAUACUUUCACACAGAGGACACAAAAAAAGUCUCACAUCCUCGAAAUAAA
Molecule: messenger RNA, 3373 nt
Organism: Danio rerio (zebrafish)
Lineage: Eukaryota; Metazoa; Chordata; Actinopteri; Cypriniformes; Danionidae
Gene: pcdh2a26
Product: protocadherin 2 alpha 26
Biological process (GO): anatomical structure morphogenesis; homophilic cell-cell adhesion; cell adhesion
Cellular component (GO): membrane; plasma membrane
Molecular function (GO): calcium ion binding
Source: RefSeq, marked validated